UCAUACACACACUCUUUCUCUAAUCCCAGCACUGUGACUCUCACAUGAUGCAGGAAUGUUUAAGAUCUCAGCCAUGCUCUUUUACACUGCUGCUCUUUCACAAGCACUCUCUUCAUCUAUGCUUUUUUUUCCACGCUUCUUUCUUUGGUACUGACCGGCAUGUUAGUGGGCACAGUGUCCCAAACCAGUAAUAUGAGAUGAGCUCCUUUUGGCUUUCCAAGAGGAUUCCUUUUUUCUGGAAGCCGAGGUCCAAAAUACAGGAUGAUGUGACCAGACCACUCAUAUCAGAGGUGACCACUAGGAAUGGCACUCAAUACCUGGCCACAGAUAUCAGCACAGAGAGGCAAAAAAAUUCAAGCUCAUCAAAUCAUGAUCAGCAAACCAAACUGCCAUCCCACAGCUCCUCUGAUCUGACUGUCUUUCUGCUGAAAUAUGUGCUCUUCACUAGCAACUUUGUCUUCUCUGUGCUGGGACUGGCCACCUUAGGAAUUGGGUUCUGGGGUCUUAUGAACAAGGAAUCCUUCGCUCGGGAGAAGCUGGAUGGCCUUGGCACUGAUCCCAUGCUGCUCUUAGUUUUUCUUGGCAUGCUGCUUUCACUGCUUUGUCUAACAGGCUGUGUGGGAGCACUAAGGGAGAAUUACUGCCUGCUGCGUACUUUCUCUGCAACACUGCUAAUUCUUGUAGCUGCUCAGGUCCUGAUAGCCAUUGUGGCUUACAGCCUUCAGGACUGGAUUACCGAGCUGCUGCGCUCAACCAUGCUGAUGGCUAUGACACGCUACCAGGAUGACCUGGACCUGAGGUUUAUUACAGAUGAGAUCCAGGUUGGGCUGCAGUGCUGUGGGGUGGAUAACUAUCGAGACUGGGAAAUCAACCAGUACUUUAACUGCUCAUCUCCAGGCGUGCAGGCAUGUGGCGUUCCUCCCUCCUGCUGUGUGGAUCCACUGGAAAAUGGCACAGUGUGGAACUCACAGUGUGGCCUAAGGGCACAGCAGCUGGAUGAGUUCUCAGCCCAAAGUGUGAUUUUCUUGGGGGGCUGCCUGGGCAGUAUUUCACGCUGGAUCAACUUGCACUCUGAGGUUAUUGGCAUAGUAACAGCUGCCCUGCUUGGAGUCCAGAUCCUCACACUGGUCAUUACUACACGCUUGCUGGAUAGAAUCCAACAGAACACAAUAAAAGCAUGUCAAAGAAAUCACAAUCUUCUUAAGGUACAAAAUGACUAGUAUCAAUAUGCUUGUGCAUUAACUCCUAUUUAUGUUACAUAUGUUUUACAAGUGAAUGAUCACUUCUCCUCAUCACUUUUCCUGUUCUGGGAAUUUGAUUUUUUUUAUUUUUUUUUUUACUUGUGUUUCAAUUAGAAAAGACAGAUCUAUCAUUCCCAACACACAGACGUCAUACACUCAGUGUUACAAAGAAAUGUACACUUCCUUGAAAAGUACAAAAUAAAGCUUUAAUCAGUGCUCAAGUCAUUCCAGUGCUGCUAAUGAUUGUGGGUCUAAACACAACACAAUCAUAGCACUCAACUGAUUUUAGACAAAACACGAAUGGCUGCUUAAAGACUUGAAAAUAAACACUUUCUUUGCAAAAUGACUUCUACGUAAUCAAAUUCAAUCAGGACUGCAACAUAAAAAAAAAACCUAACAAUUUCCACUACUGAGAGAUCUGCUCUUUUAAACAAGAGUGGCACAUGAGAGUCACACGUUGAUGGUAAAACACAAAGAAAUGUUUGUUUAAAACAUCGAACGUGACCAGAAACAUAUUUCCAUCACAAAUAUUUUGCUGUAAUCAUAAUCUCAAUAAUAGUCAAAGACCAUGUGAAUAUAAGAAGAAAUGGUUUGAUGUACCAAACAGAAACUGUAUCAAAAGAAACAUAAACGUAAUCUACUUAUUAUAUUAUAAUAACUUAUAUAUUUAAUAAUUACUCACAUUUGAGGGUGAAGUAAUACAGUAUUUGCUAGACACUAGAUUUUUUACUACCCUCUGACUUACGUUUUCCUCUUUGUUCCCCUACUCAUUGUCUAAGCUACGAACAGGUGAACAGGUCAUGUAGAAAUCCUCUGCUUACUGCUAGAUACUGCUAGAACUCUACGUAGUACAGGAGGGAUGUUUUUCUCAGAUGAUGCCAUACUGAGAUAAUUCAUGCAGCUCCAGAUGACUGAAUGCUUCCCAGGGGCAGAUCACAGUGAUAUCUGCAAAAGAGAACAGCAUCUGUAUUAAACCUUCAGCUCUGUUAUUCUCUUUACAUGAGUGCCAUGAUUUAAGAAGUUAAGAAUGAGUCUUUUAUGUAAUCUGUACCAGUUCCCAAGCCUUCCAUUCCGGGAAUUUCUUCACCAAACCUGUAAAACACACACACACACACAGUACAACAGUUCCAGUGACUUUAUUAAGCUUGAAAAUAACAGUUCAUAAAUAAUUGUGCACUAAUACUUGCUUAAUGAUGAGUUACGGCUAAUUACAAACUAAUGAAGAGUUAACCUUAACUAUGGCAUGAGUCUUAUGAAUUAAUGCAUGAAUAACAACCACCUUAAGCACAUAUUUGUGAGUACAUAUUGGUUAGUUAAUGUAUUAAGGACUAAUACCAAAAAAUAUUAUUACCAAAUCUUAUAGAAUCUUAUAGAAGCCUGUCAAAUGAAUAAAUAUUACUAAAUUAUUGAAUUCACUCUUGUGGGUAAAAGAGCAGAGCUUCAGGCCAGAGCCACCGAGAGCAUGUACUAGUACUAUAUUGAGAUUUCUAGAGAAAAGGCUGAAGAAUGAUGCAAAACAGAUGGAGAUGAAAUUAUAGGUGUUUACUUUUAGUGCACCAUCCAGUAAUGUCUGUGUACACAGCUGCAUAUGCUAAAAUGAUACACGCUAAUUCAGAUGCUUUCUUAAAGAGCAUAUUUGAUUUAAUGUACCCCUAUGUGUUAAUUAAUACAUUAACUACCAAACGGGUACUAAGAUGUACUUAAUGUGGUGGUUAUUCAAGCAUGAAUUCAUAAGACUCACACUGUACUUACAGUUAGCUCAUUAUUAGUUCAUAAUGAAGUAAGUAUUCGGCUAUUAAUGCAUGAUUUUUCAUGCACUGUUACUGUAAAGUGUUACCAAGGUGCACUGAAGGAUUUCCCUUUUAUUUAUUUUUAAAAAUAAGACCAAAAAUUCAUUACAGUUACAAAUCUAAAAUGACACAAAAUCCACAUCUUAAAAAGUAUUUGAAAAUAAAAUGUAUUUACCCGAUGACUCCUCUCUUGGGUGGUUUGCUUUUGAACUGCCUGUUGGAUCUCUGUUUGAAACGCGGU
Messenger RNA from Hemibagrus wyckioides, 3272 nucleotides. It is a transcript of the gene tspan10, whose product is annotated as tetraspanin-10. Bases 198 to 1220 code for a protein of 340 amino acids. The transcript has 3 exons. Gene Ontology annotation, cellular component: membrane. Lineage: Eukaryota; Metazoa; Chordata; Actinopteri; Siluriformes; Bagridae. The record is from RefSeq and is a predicted model, not a curated record.